Messenger RNA from Megalobrama amblycephala (Wuchang bream), 2946 nucleotides. RefSeq lists its product as uncharacterized. Gene Ontology annotation, biological process: DNA integration. Gene Ontology annotation, molecular function: nucleic acid binding. NCBI's taxonomy places the organism in Eukaryota, Metazoa, Chordata, Actinopteri, Cypriniformes, Xenocyprididae. The record is from RefSeq and is a predicted model, not a curated record. The transcript is spliced from 5 exons. The coding region runs from base 479 to 1852 and encodes 457 amino acids.
GGGGAGAUUAGAAUAUUUUAAACUCACGCUCGAAAGAGAUAAAACAAAAACAGCUCCUUAUAAAAAAAUGAAAAUGUUAUAUAGCUUACAGGGAAUCCAAAGUGCACCCAAACACCAGACCUGUUGGUUAUUUGGACGAUCUUCUAUUUCUGGUCUGUUAAACCUUUACAGUCUAUGUGUUAAACACAUUAGCCAUUUUGCAAAGAGCCUUCAGCGCGUACUGAGUGAGCGAGCGCCUGCCUGAGUAGCCACAUGUAAAUCAGACGCUCCAGACGCCCCAGACGCGUUCGGUUUGAACGCAGCAUAACUAUGAGCAUAACAUUAACAUUAACGCGAACGGGGCCAAAUGUCUUUAAACGAAACGCGUGACUUUUGACCGUGUCAACACGCACUGUUUGUUCGCGGUGACGCGACAACACACACAGCAGCCAAUGCAAUUGUUGUAUUUGAGACUAUAUUUGCAUAUGUGACGCGAUGAAUGCAGACAAUGGCCAGAAGUGUGGUAUGGUCAAGAGGGAGAUUUCUGGAUCCUGAAACGGCAAAUGACAUGCUGGACCAUGUAUCUGAGUUUCUGGAUCAUUUGGAAACAUUGACUCAGCAGCACAUUCCCCAGGGUUAUAGUGCUCCCUUGGUAAGGGGCUCAUCUGGCCGUCCACGAUUCUCCAUAACCGAAGAACAGUUGCGUUUUCUGAUAGAAUAUAAUUUUUCUACAAAACAAAUGGCAGACAUCUUGUGUGUGUCCAGGCGAACUGUGAAACGUCGUUUAAGGGAAUUCAGUAUUUCACUUAGAGACAGAUACACUGAUCUGUCUGACUCUGACCUUGAUAACAGAGUCAGAGAAGUAGUUGGAGGAAAUGAUGAACUUGGAGCAGAAUCAGUCUGGGCACGUCUGGCUGGUCAGGGUAUUGUAGUGCAGCGGCACAGAGUCCGUCAAAGUUUAAUUAGGACUAAUCCAGUGGGAGCAGCCCAGAGAGUCACCACACGUCGACUGCACAGAAGAGUCUAUCAGGUUGCCGGACCAAAUUCCCUAUGGCAUUUGGAUGGUAAUCAUAAGUUAAUCAGGGGGAGGAUUGUCAUACAUGGUGGGAUUGACGGGUAUAGCAGGCUUGUUGUGUUCUUAAAGGCUUCUUCCAACAAUCGCAGUGACACAGUUUUCCACAGUUUUGUAGAAGCUAUUGGCCAAUAUGGUUUACCUUCAAGAGUCCGCUGCGAUAAUGGAGGGGAGAAUAAUGCAGUCUGCCUAUUUAUGAAUGUCUUCCGGGGAUUCACCAGAGGAAGUGCUCUGAGAGGAAGGAGCACACACAACCAAAGAAUCGAGAGAUUGUGGCGGGACGUUUGGCGGGGCAUCUCCAACACUUACUAUGCCUUAUUCAUGCUUUUGGAAAGUGAAGGUAAAAUUGACAGUACCAAUGAAAUGCACCUGUGGGCAUUACAUUAUGUGUAUAUACCCCGAAUUAACAGGGAUCUCCAACUGUUCAUUCAUCAAUGGAACCACCACAAGCUGAGAACUGAACGGUACAUGUCUCCCCAUCAGCUCUUCAUUCGAGGAUGUCUCUCACAGCUAACUAGAAACCUGACAGGGAUACGUGGAAUCCUUGGAGCAGAUGAAGAGCCAGUUGCAGAUGUAAACAUUCCUCCAGCUUCAGAAGAAGUUACCCCCCAAGAUUUUCAAACAAUUUUCAACUGGCCAGAAUCUGUUGAGAUUCCUGCCAAUCGCUUCAACAUUCAAGGAGGGGUCAUGGAACAACUUGUGCAGCAGGUCAACCCUCUUGGUGGAAGACCUGAUGAUUUAGGAACUGAUCUUUUGGAGCAAGUUAUUAACUUCCUUGGAAAUAUUCCUCAACGUAUAUAGAUCACACAUAGACUGGAACAAAUGUUUGGAAUAUUUAAGAUUUUUAAUGUUAUUAAAUAAGCCUCUUAUGGUCACUUAAGCUGCAUUUAUUUGAUAAAAUGUUAAAACAGUAAUACUGUGAAAUAUUACAAUUUAAAAUAACUGUUAUGUAUAACUGUUACUAUUUAAAUAUAGUUAAGAAUUUAGUUCCAUGAUAAUAAUCACAAAUGUUUCUUGAGCAGCAGAUCAGCAUAUGAGAAUGAUUUCUAAAGGAUCAUGUGACAAGACUGGAGUAAUGAUGCUGAAAAUUCAUCUUUGAGUAUAUUCACAGGGAAAAUAUACAUUUGACAAUAUAUUUACAUAGAAAACAGCUACAGUAUUUUAAAUUGUAAUAUUUCACAAUAUUACUGUUCUUGCUGAUUAUUAAUAUUCAUUAAAUAAAUGCAGCCUUUAUGAGCAUUAGAGACCUAUUUAUAAACAUUAAAAAUCCUAAACUUUUCAGACUUUUGGCUACCAAUGCAGAUCAUAUCAUAAGUUCUUCCUAUACCAGUCACUUUUUGUAAGAUUGAGCAAGUAUUGACCCAAGUAUUCAUUUUGGAUGCUCUUCUCAUAUAAACAUAGAUUUCUGAAGUUAAUUGUUUGUAUUUACAACAUUAUAUGUAGAUCUUUGCAUUUCACAAUGAUUUUGAGAAACAACACUGUACUCAUUUAUAAAAUGUAACUACAGUCUAUAAUAUAUUUGUCAAGAAUUACAUGACUGAAAAUAAAAUGUUUAUUUGGAUUCUGCAAUAGUUUAAUGCAAUAAAACAGAAGAUGCAAUGUUUCCUCUUAUUUUUGGAAUUUUUAUUUUCAGAGGAAAAACAAACCUUUAUUGUAAUCUUUUAAUUAAUUAUGCAACAUUACCAACUGUUGAAAUGGUACCAAAUCCACUAUUACCAUUGGAAGUGUUUUCUUUUAAUUGUGUAUUUCUAAACUGUGUUUUAUGCAUUUGCAUUGUUAACAUUCAAGAACAUAACAAUAUUGUUAGAGAAAAUAAAGUUCUUGCAAAAAAUCUUCACUGAACUUAAAGUGAUAGUUCACCCAAAAUGAAACUUCUGUCAUCAUUUACUCACCCU